UGCUGGGUGGCGGGGAAUUAUUUUCCGCUUUUUACCAUUUAAUUCACAGUAUAAUAUAAUUAUUAUAGACUGUACAAUUUAUUGCUGACGUUCCUGUAUGUGCUGCAGUAAAUCACAUGUAUAGGGAGUAUCGUUAAUAAUUCGGCGAAUCUCCUGGGCGUAGAAUUUUGAAUAAUCCGAAUAAUUUAAAUAAAUUGAAAUUAAUUGCAGAUUGAAUCCAUUACCACCCGCUUAAUUACUGUUAGAAUUUGAAUAAAAAUUAAAUUUGACAAACAGUCUUGUUAAUUACACAUCAGCAUCCACAAUAUUCCGGCUAUCGGCGAAUUUCGUCCACAAUUCUCUAACUACAGUAACUGCAGUUUAAAUAUACAACAAUUUCCAUAAUUACACAUUAAAAUCUGUAAUAAUCUAAUUUAUUACAAAUUAAAAUCCAGAAUAGUACAGUUAAUUACAGAUUAAAUUGAAAUUAAAGAAAUAAAUUACGAAUUAAAAUCUGCAGUGAUCUCACUAAAUACCAACAAAAAAUUCUAGAAUAUUACAAUAAAUUAUAAAUAAAUCCAGGAAAAAUCCAAUUAAUUCCCCAUUAAGUGUCAGAAAAUUCCCAAGAAAUCGGCGGAGUGGAUGCUAAUGAUGUCAGUGUCAGUGUUGUCAAGUUCAAGCUGAAAGUGGCGUCUGGGGCGCAGCGUAUCACUGUCAUCCGUUCCCGUGAUUGUGCGUGAAAUGGCACUUGGCUAAUAAUACCACUGACACACAUCCACUCGGUCCAGCCGCACAGCCAGCACCGCUGACGACAUCCGGCAACGCGGACGGAAUGCACAUGCAGCGCCGGUGACCCCAAAGUGUCCGUCAGUAUCGGCGAUAAUUUUAUGCCUAAUUACACGCUGCAGAAAAUGCACGGCGCGUCCUUCACAACAUAAAAUAAACCAUGCACUCUCUUCAUUACACUUUAAUACACGCUGACGUCUUGGGAAGCGCGCGCGCGGCGGGGGGCGGAGCUUAAGCGGAUAUAUACGUCAACUACGUAUAUACGGGAAUUUUGGUGAUUCGCCGGUUGCCGGUCGUUCGGUGGGAUGUGCAAGAGCGCGAUGCCGGGUAAUCCAUCAUCCAGUGCCGUGUCCCGUUUAUUUACACAAUAUUUAUGCUGAUGCGCCUCUGCGCCUGUUCGAGUUCAGACUGUGAAUACACCGCUAAUGUCAAUGUGACGGGCAUUGUCAAUAUGACUGCUAACUAAUCGCUCCCGCACUCCACUCGCCGUUUUGUCUAUACCACUGUUUAUUGCCGGAUAAUUACGCCCGGGUUUCGAUCCUCCAAUUGACCUGUUUGUCCUGUGAAUUUAUGUGGAUAUUUUCUCGGUUAUUAGUCAUUUAUUACGAUAUCUGGAUGAUCAUUAAAUUAUAUACGUAUAUAUAUUUUUUAAAUAAUUAUUGGCUUCUGGAUUUUAUUUUGGCUUUGUUACCGGAUAAUUACUGCGGCAUCCAUUUGUCCCGGCAUUUUAUGUGAAUGUCAUCUUGGAAUAUUUCCUUUAUUAUUAUUAUUAUAACCUCCUUGGUCAUUUUAAAUAUAUUUUCUAAUUAUUUAUUGGCACUGUGCGGCGUUGGAUUUUUGUCUGGAUUAAUUCCGCGAUUCUUCGUUAACUGCACACAGAAAUAACGCGAAGCGGCUAGCACGGCGCUCACUUCCGGGAUAAUUGGAUGUCCGGGCGGAGGCACUAAUCGCUCUCCAGCUGCGGCGCCGUCGGCGGGAACUCUCCGACGUCUGCGCACCUGCGCCCCCUGCGAUCGACGGACAGCCGAGGGAGUCCACCUGCGCUCGACCCGAGCUUGCAUAAUGCAGUAGAAACCUUCCGUCAUCAUGCAUUCGAUGAAUCACUCGUUUGCCACCGCCCUCCUGGUGCACCUCGUCACCCUCCGCGCCGCCGCCGACGUGGUCCCGGGGAAUGCGACAAUGGCGUCCAGAAAUUUCGGGACACUCUCCGAAGCGAGGGCGGAGCCAACCAGCGUGCAGCCAAUGCGCUGCUUGUCGUCCGAAUUUCCGUGCGCGGCGGAGACAGCGACCGCCCCCGCGGGGCAGGUGCACUGCGUGGACAAGGUGAAGGUGUGUGAUACGGUGCGCGACUGUCCGGCGGCGGAGGACGAGGAGGCCGGCAUGUGCCGGACACACACCUGUCCCAGCAGUCAUUUUAAGUGCCGCGAUGGAUUCUGCGUGCCCAUCGGGAAGAUUUGCGAUUAUGUCAACGACUGCCCGGAUGCUUCCGACGAGCACAACUGCAACUACCGGAAGUGCUGGCACGGCGAAUGGCAGUGCGGUAACCGGCAGUGCAUCAACCAGAUGUUCCUGUGCGACGGCCAGACCGACUGCAAGGACGGCUCCGACGAGAGCGACUGCGCCGACACCGCGUUCCUCCUAUGCGACGACGGGAAGCGCGUGCACCGCAGCUUCCAGUGCGACGGGAACGCCGACUGCGCCGACCAGAGCGACGAGCGCCGGUGCGGGCCGUGCCGCUUCAACCAGCACCGCUGCGCCAACGGCCGCUGCAUCCCGCGGGCGCACGUCUGCGACGCCGAGUGCGACUGCGGCGGCGGCUGCGACGACGAGCCGCCGGCGGAGUGUGCGGCCUUCUACGAGGGGCAGCCGGGACUGGCCUUCUGCAAGAAACACCAGACCAUUCCCUGCAACAAGACCAGCCGCUGCAUUCACGCCGAAUUCCUGUGUGACGGCGUAGACGACUGCAUGGACGGCGGGACAGACGAGUUCCAGUGCCGCGGCCGCCGCCUGCCCUCCCUGGAAGCCACCUUCCAGUGCCAGGGCACCGACCCCCGCGCCCUGCCCCCCUCCGUCCGCUGCGACCACCAACGCCACUGUCUGGGCGGGGAGGACGAACGCCAGGGUCUGUGCCAACGUCCGCCCUGCCGUCCCGGGGAGUACCGGUGCCGCUCCGGCCAGUGCAUCCCCUCGGCCGACGUCUGCAACUCCCGCCCGGACUGCAUUGACGGGAGCGACGAGACGUCCUGCCGGGAACACCACUGUCCAGCGGGGACCUUCCAGUGCCGGGCCACCGGCCAGUGUAUCCUGCAGGACAAGGUGUGCGACCACACGGCCGACUGCCUCCUGGACGCCUCCGACGAGCCGGACACCUGCCCGUACCGGGUGGUGCCCUGUCCGGGCGACCACUUCCGGUGCCGGAAUGGGCAGUGUAUCCCGCGGCAGUACGUCUGCCAGAUCGGGUAUCACGCCGCCCUCCACGGGUGUCUGGACGGCUCGCAUCUGACCGAGUGCCGGGACACCCAGUGCGACGGUCGGACGUGGUUUAAGUGCCGCGGAGGUCCGUGUUACCACUCCAGUCUGCAGUGUAACGGCCUCCCGGACUGUUUCAAGGGCAGCCGGACGUGGACGGACGAGGAGGGAUGCCCGUUCCAGUGCUCCAGCGCCCGCGAGUGCAUCUGCGUCGACGUCACCAUUGACUGCUCCAACGCCGGGCUGGAGGUCCUUCCGGCGUUCGUCGAGUCGACCAUCACCCGCUUUAUCCUGGCCGGCAACCGCCUGAACGGCAGUCGCUUGAGCAAAAAGGUCUUCGACAAGCUGCACCAGAUGACCGUCCUGGAUUUGACCUUUAACGACAUCCACACCCUUCCCGCGGAAGUCUUCGGGAAUUUGUGGCAGUUGCGGGUGUUGAAACUUGCCGGAAACCAGAUCACCCGGAUUGUCGGGAAGACCUUCAGCGGACUGGCCAACGUCCGGGUGCUGGAUAUCAGCGGGAACGGGAUCGCGGUGAUCGAACGCCACGCCUUCCACGGACUAUCGUCGCUCCCGCAGUUGGAUCUCAGCCAACAGCGGCUAACCGCCCUCCCGGCGGAAGCCUUCACCGGGCUCCGGAGUCUCCUCUCCCUCAACCUCUCCGGGAACCCCCUCCGGAGCCUCCACCCCUCCGCCUUCGCCACCUUGGACACCGUCCUGACCUCCCUGGACAUCAGCCACACCCUCCUUCCGUGGCGGCCGGACCCGCUGACCGCGCCGCACCACGCCGUCGCCCGCCUCCGCAGCCUGGUGACCCUCCAGACCGGGGACGCCCGCCUGUGCUGCAGCCUGGGCGCCGCCGUCCCCCACUGCCAGCCGCGCGUCGACUUCUUCUCCUCCUGCUCCGACCUCAUGUCCAACGCCGUCCUGCGCGCCGUCCUCUGGACCAUGGGGGUGGUGGCACUCCUGGCCAACGCCCUGGUCAUCUACUGGCGGGCGCCCGACCUCCGGCGCCGGCGUCUUCACGCCUUCUUGAUCAUCAACCUCGCCGUGGGUGACCUCGUGAUGGGCGUGUACCUCCUGCUGAUCGCCGGCGCCGACGUCCACUACCGCGGCUCCUACGUCUACCACCUCCACGAGUGGAAGGCCAGCGCCGCCUGCAGCGUCGUCGGGUUCCUGUCCACCGUCAGCAGCGAGCUGAGCCUCUUCACCCUCCUCAUCCUCACCCUGGACCGCCUCCUGACCAUCCUGCUGCCCUUCCACCUCAAAGUCCGCCUGACCUUUGGCUCGGCGCGCGCCGCCAUGCUGGGGAUCUGGACGGGGGUCCUGAUCCUGGCGCUGGUCCCUCUCCUCCCGGUCCCCUACUUCCAGGCCUUCUACGCCCGCUCCGGCGUGUGCCUGGCACUGCACAUCACCCCGCAGCGCCAUCCCGGCUGGGAGUACUCCCUCUUCAUCUUCCUGGCGCUGAACAUGCUGGUGUGCGUCCUGAUCAUCGUCGCCUACUGCUUCAUGUACGCCGUGACCCUCCGGACGCGGCGGGCGGUGGACCAGGCCGCCGGCGGCGGGCGGAAGGAGGCGCGCAUCGCCCGCCGCAUGCUCCUCAUCAUCCUGACCAACGUGGCGUGCGUCCUCCCGAUCUCGGUGUUGAGCCUGCUGGCGUUGGCGGAGGUCCGCGUCCCCGACGAGAUGUACUCGUGGGUGGCGGUGUGCCUGCUGCCCAUCAACGCCGCCCUCAACCCCAUCCUGUACACCAUCUCCACGCGGCCCUUCCGCCGGACCUUCGGCGCGCGGCUGGCCUACCGCACCCGCCACCUCCGCGACUCCCUGGUGGCGUCGCUGAGCUCCACGUCGCGGCACCGCCGCGCCUCCACGACGACGAUCCGCUCCAGUACGACGCUGCACCGGCCCAGUCUGCCGGUGACCUCCCCCGGGGCGGCGGGCAAGGGGAUUAGCAACGCGCUGCACGAGGACGGCACCGACCUCCCGGUGCGGUUGCUGCGUCCGCGGCGACGGAGUACGGCGCGCGGGAACCCCGACGCGCGCCCGGAAGUGUACCAGCGCUUCCAGCAGCGCAACCACAGCUGCUGACGCGGUGGCGACAUUCGCAGUCAAUGCACAGAACAGGGAUCUUUUUAUUUCUCCACUUUGUACACUGUCGGGUUACAGUGAUAUACAACAAAACGUGAAUUCUGCAUGGAACCGGUGGAUCGUUUAUAUAUGUAUUCGUUUAUAUUAUUUACAGAUUAUAAUAUUCGGUUAAAAUAAUUCUUCGAUUUUAUUGGUAAUAAAAUAGUCAGAAAAUAUUAUGGCGAGUCGAUUUGUCCGCUAAACACCGAUGCAGUGUCGAGUCGAACGCCGAUGGCGGUGGAAGGUCAUCCGCA
This is a messenger RNA of Paramacrobiotus metropolitanus, 5615 nucleotides long. Its product is annotated as G-protein coupled receptor GRL101-like. NCBI's taxonomy places the organism in Eukaryota, Metazoa, Tardigrada, Eutardigrada, Parachela, Macrobiotidae. Gene Ontology annotation, biological process: G protein-coupled receptor signaling pathway. Gene Ontology annotation, cellular component: membrane. The record is from RefSeq and is a predicted model, not a curated record. Bases 1852 to 5322 code for a protein of 1156 amino acids. The transcript has 6 exons. Gene Ontology annotation, molecular function: protein binding; G protein-coupled receptor activity.